This is a messenger RNA of Penicillium vulpinum, 348 nucleotides long. RefSeq lists its product as uncharacterized. Lineage: Eukaryota; Fungi; Ascomycota; Eurotiomycetes; Eurotiales; Aspergillaceae. The transcript is spliced from 2 exons. The coding region runs from base 1 to 348 and encodes 115 amino acids. The record is from RefSeq and is a predicted model, not a curated record.
AUGCCAGUCUUAGACAAAUCUGGCAAGAUGCAACCUUGCAAGGCUACAAUUCCCAUGGAUUUGAUAUUUGACAAACCUUAUGAUUUCAGUCCAUCAAAGCCACACAAGCCACCUUUCAAAAUUCGAACUCUUCUGUCAUGUUCAACACAGCCGAAAAUGACUGCUUGUAUCAUCCACCAGAAAAUGCCUCUGGGUUGCCAUUGCAACAUCUCCAGUUUAAGACCAACCACUGGUCUUACCCUCUUGACAACAAACCUCUUUGAAUGGAGCCUACCCUCUGACAAUUGCCCAACACCGAGCUCCAAAAUAUCAUCCCCCAAAGCCAUCAUCAACAUCAUCACCAGAUAA